GGCGUCGAGCCUGCGGCAGGAGGGAGCCCCGGGGCUGCACAGGCUGGGCUCGGGGAGGCAGACCCGAGCUGCUGCCUCCAUUUUGUUUCCUGCUCAGCUUGGUCUGUGGUGGUGUGGUGUGGGUUUGGGGUGCGGCCGGGUAGGGGGUUCACCUGCGGCCGCGCCUGCUCGGGGCCUGAGGCCUCGAAGACCCCAACCCAAGCCCCCAGGUUGAUGCCGGCCCAGGAUGGAUCAGACCUGUGAACUACCUAGAAGAAAUUGUCUGCUGCCCUUUUCCAAUCCAGUGAAUUUAGAUGCCCCAGAAGACAAGGACAACCCUUUCGGUAAUGGUCAAUCCAAUUUUUCUGAGCCACUUAAUGGGUGUACUAUGCAGUUAUCGACUGCCAGUGGAACAUCCCAAAAUGCUUAUGGACAAGAUUCUCCAUCUUGUUACAUUCCACUGCGGAGACUACAGGAUUUGGCCUCCAUGAUCAAUGUAGAGUAUUUAAAUGGGUCUGCUGAUGGAUCAGAAUCCUUUCAAGACCCUGAAAAAAGUGAUUCAAGAGCUCAGUCGCCAGUUGUUUGCACUUCCUUGAGUCCUGGUGGUCCUACAGCACUUGCUAUGAAACAGGAACCCUCUUGUAAUAACUCCCCUGAACUCCAGGUAAAAGUAACAAAGACUAUCAAGAAUGGCUUUCUGCACUUUGAGAAUUUUACUUGUGUGGACGAUACAGAUGUAGAUUCUGAAAUGGACCCAGAACAGCCAGUCACAGAGGAUGAGAGUAUAGAGGAGAUCUAUGAGGAAACUCAGACCAAUGCCACCUGCAAUUAUGAGCCUAAAUCAGAGAAUGGUGUAAAAAUGGCCAUGGGAAGUGAACAAGACAGCACACCAGAGAGUAGACACGGUGCAGUCAAAUCGCCAUUCUUGCCGUUAGCUCCUCAAACUGAAACACAGAAAAAUAAGCAAAGAAGUGAAGUGGACGGCAGCAGUGAAAAAGCAGCCCUUCUCCCAACCCCUUUUUCACUAGGAGAUACAAACAUUACCAUAGAAGAGCAAUUAAACUCAAUAAAUUUAUCUUUUCAGGAUGAUCCAGACUCCAGUACCAGUACAUUAGGAAACAUGCUAGAAUUACCUGGAACUUCAUCAUCAUCUACUUCACAGGAAUUGCCAUUUUGUCAACCCAAGAAAAAGUCUACGCCACUGAAGUAUGAAGUUGGAGAUCUCAUCUGGGCAAAAUUCAAGAGACGCCCAUGGUGGCCCUGCAGGAUUUGUUCUGAUCCACUGAUUAACACACACUCAAAAAUGAAAGUUUCCAACCGGAGACCCUAUCGGCAGUACUACGUGGAGGCUUUUGGAGACCCUUCUGAGAAAGCCUGGGUGGCUGGAAAAGCAAUCGUCAUGUUUGAAGGCAGACAUCAAUUUGAAGAGCUACCUGUCCUUAGGAGAAGAGGAAAACAGAAAGAAAAAGGAUAUAGGCAUAAGGUUCCUCAGAAAAUUUUGAGUAAAUGGGAAGCCAGUGUUGGUCUUGCUGAACAGUAUGAUGUUCCCAAAGGGUCAAAAAACCGAAAAUGUGUUACCAGUUCAAUCAAGUUGGACAGCGAGGAAGAUAUGCCAUUCGAGGACUGUACAAAUGAUCCUGAAUCAGAACAUGACAUAUUGCUUAAUGGCUGCUUGAAAUCUCUGGCUUUUGAUUCUGAACAUUCUGCAGAUGAGAAGGAAAAGCCUUGUGCUAAGUCUCGAGCCAGAAAGAGCUCUGAUAAUCCAAAAAGGACUAGUGUGAAAAAGGGCCUCGUGCAAUUUGAAGCACAUAAGGAAGAACGGGGGGGAAAGAUUUCAGAGAACCUUGGCUUAAACUUUAUUUCUGGGGAUGUAUCUGAUAAGCAGGCCUCUAAUGAACUUUCCAGGAUAGCAAGCAGCCUCACAGGGUCCAGCACUGCUCCAGGAGGUUUUCUCUUUUCUUCUUGUGGAAAAAACACCGCAAAGAAAGAAUUUGAGACUUCAAAUUGUGAUUCUUUACUGGGCUUGCCUGAGGGUGCCUUGAUCUCGAAACAUUCUGGGGAGAAGAAGAAACCCCAACGAGGCCUGGUAUGCAGUUCCAAAGUGCAGCUCUGCUAUAUUGGAGCAGGUGAUGAGGAAAAGCGAAGUGAUUCCAUUAGUAUCUGUACCACUUCUGAUGAUGGAAGCAGUGAUUUGGAUCCCAUAGAACACAGCUCAGAGUCUGAUAAUAGUGUCCUUGAAAUUACAGAUGCCUUUGAUAGGAAAGAAAACAUGUUAUCUAUGCAGAAAAAUGAAAAGAUAAAGUAUUCUAGGUAUCCUGCCACAAACUCUAGGGUAAAAACAAAACAGAAGUCUCUCAUUGCUAAUUCACAUACAGACCACUUAGUGGAUUGUACUAAGACAGCAGAGCCCAGAACUGAGACAUCUGCAAUUAAUCUCUCUGAUCUUACAGUGUCCACUCUUAUCCAUAAAUCGCAGUCAGAUUUCAGAAAUGAUGGUCUUCCUCCAAAAUUCAACAUGUCAUCAAGCAUUUCCAGUGAGAACUCCCUAAUGAAAGGUGGAACAACAAAUCAAGCUCUACUACAUUUGAAAAGCAAACAGCCCAAGUUUCGAAAUAUGAAGUACAAACAUAAAGAAAACCCAGUUAUAGUAGAACCCCCAGUUACAAAUGAGGACUGCAGUUUGAAAUACUGCUCUUCUGAUGCGAAAAGCUCUCCUUUGGCCAGCAUGUCUAAGAGUGGAAAAGUAGAUGGCUUAAAACUACUGAACAACAUGCAUGAGAAAACCAGGGAUUCAAGUGACAUAGAAACAGCGGUGGUGAAACAUGUUUUGUCAGAGUUAAAGGAACUCUCUUACAGAUCCUUAGGUGAGGAUGUAAGUGACUCUGGAACAUCAAAGCCAACAAAACCAUUACUUUUCUCUUCUGCUUCUAGUCAGAAUCAUUUACCUAUAGAACCAGACUACAAAUUCAGUACCUUGCUAAUGAUGUUGAAAGAUAUGCAUGAUAGUAAGACCAAGGAACAGCGGUUGAUGACGGCUCCCAACUUGGUCUCUUAUCGGAGUCCUAGUCGUGGGGACUGUUCUACCAGUAGUCCUGUAGGGGCUUCUAAGGUUUUGGUUUCAGGAGGCUCCACUCACAAGUCAGAAAAAAAUGGAGAUGGCACUCAGGACUCAGCCAAUCCUAGUCCUAGUAGGGGUGAUGGUGCACUGUCUGGGGAAUUGUCUGCAUCCCUACCUGGCUUCGUGUCUGACAGAAGAGAUCUUCCUGUUUCUGGCAAAAGUCGUUCAAACUGUGUUACUAGGCGCAACUGUGGACGAUCAAAGCCAUCAUCCAAAUUGCGAGAUGCUUUUUCAGCUCAAAUGGGAAAGAAUACAGUGAACCGAAAAGCCUUAAAGACAGAGCGCAGAAGAAAACUGAGCCGGCUUCCAGCUGUGUCUCUGGAGCCUGCACUGCAAGGAGACAGAGAAAGUGGAGAUUCACUGAGAGGUGGUAUAGAAGGCGCUGGCAAAGAGGAGCCCCUUCAGUUAGUGGGCCACUUAACAAGUGAAGGUGCUGCUGAUCUUUCUGACGUUCAUUUCCAUAACAAGGUUAAACAGCCUGACCCUGACACAAUUCCCAAAAAAGGCCCUGGUUUGGAAAACAGAAAAGGCCAAGAGCUGGACUCUGAACUGAACAGUGAGAAUGAUGAACACAGUGGUGUAAAUCAAGCGGUGCCUAAAAAGCGGUGGCAGCGUUUAAACCAAAGGCGUGCUAAACCUCGUAAGCGCACUAACAGAUUUAGGGAGAAAGAAAACUCUGAGGGUGCCUUUGGGAUCUUGCUUCCUAGUGACCCUGUACAGGAGAGGCGGGAUGAAUUUCUAGAGCAUAGAACUCCUCCUUCAACAAAUAUACCAGAGGAUGCACAAACAGAUCCGAAUCGUGCUGGCCACUUAGAUUCAGUUGGGUCACAGUUGAAUAUUUGUGAUAAAUCCAGUACCAGCCUUGGGGACAUGGAAAAGGAGCCAGGAAUUCCCAGUUUAACACCACAGGCUGAGCUCCCUGAACCAGCUGUGCGGUCAGAGAAGAAACGCCUUAGGAAGCCAAGCAAGUGGCUUCUGGAAUAUACAGAAGAAUAUGAUCAGAUAUUUGCUCCCAAGAAAAAACAAAAGAAGGUACAGGAGCAGGUGCACAAGGUAAGUUCCCGCUGCGAAGAGGAAAGCCUUCUAGCCAGAUGUCGAACUAGUGCUCAGAACAAGCAGGUGGACGAGAAUUCUUUGAUUUCAACCAAAGAAGAGCCCCCAGUUCUUGAAAGGGAGGCUCCAUUUUUGGAGGGGCCUUUGGCUCAGUCAGAACUUGGAGGUGGACAUGCUGAGUUGCCACAGCUGACCUUGUCUGUACCUGUGGCUCCGGAAGUCUCUCCACGGCCUGCCCUUGAGUCUGAGGAAUUGCUAGUUAAAACACCAGGAAAUUAUGAAAGUAAGCGUCAAAGAAAACCAACUAAGAAACUUCUUGAAUCCAAUGAUUUAGAUCCUGGAUUUAUGCCCAAGAAGGGUGACCUUGGCCUUUCUAAAAAGUGUUAUGAAGCUGGUCACUUGGAGAAUGGCAUUACUGAAUCUGGUGCUACAUCUCAUUUGAAAGAGUUUGGUGGAGGCACUGCCAAGAUAUUUGAUAAACCAAGGAAGCGAAAACGUCAGAGACAUAUUACAGCCAAGGCACAGUGUAAAAAAGUGAGAAAUGACGACUCAUCCAAAGAGACUCCCAGCUCAGAGGGAGAACUAAUGACACACAGGACGACCGGAAGCCCCAAGGAGACUGUUGAGGAGGGUGUAGAACAAGACCCUGGGAUGCCUGCCUCUAAAAGAAUGCAGGGUGAACGCGGUGGAGGAGCUGCACUCAAGGAGAAUGUUUGCCAGAACUGUGAGAAAGUGGGUGAGCUGCUGUUGUGUGAGGCUCAGUGCUGUGGGGCUUUCCACCUGGAGUGCCUUGGAUUAACUGAAAUGCCAAGAGGAAAAUUUAUCUGCAAUGAAUGUCGCACAGGAAUCCAUACCUGUUUUGUAUGUAAAGAGAAUGGAGAAGAUGUCAAAAGGUGCCUUCUGCCCUUGUGUGGAAAGUUUUACCAUGAAGAAUGUGUCCAGAAGUAUCCACCCACUGUCAUGCAAAACAAAGGCUUCCGGUGCUCCCUCCACAUCUGUAUAACCUGCCAUGCUGCUAAUCCAGCCAGUGUGUCUGCAUCAAAAGGUCGCCUCAUGCGCUGUGUCCGCUGCCCCGUGGCAUACCAUGCCAAUGACUUCUGCCUGGCUGCUGGGUCAAAGAUCCUGGCGUCCAAUAGUAUCAUCUGUCCUAAUCACUUCACCCCUAGGCGGGGUUGCCGAAAUCAUGAGCAUGUUAACGUUAGCUGGUGUUUUGUGUGCUCAGAAGGAGGCAGCCUUCUGUGCUGUGAUUCUUGCCCUGCUGCUUUUCAUCGUGAAUGUCUGAACAUUGAUAUCCCUGAAGGAAACUGGUAUUGCAAUGAUUGUAAGGCAGGAAAAAAGCCACACUACAGAGAGAUUGUCUGGGUAAAAGUUGGGCGAUACAGGUGGUGGCCAGCUGAGAUUUGCCAUCCUCGAGCUGUUCCUUCCAACAUCGAUAAGAUGAGACAUGAUGUGGGCGAGUUCCCUGUCCUCUUCUUUGGGUCUAAUGACUAUCUGUGGACUCACCAGGCCCGAGUCUUCCCUUACAUGGAGGGGGAUGUGAGCAGCAAGGAUAAGAUGGGCAAAGGAGUAGAUGGGACAUAUAAAAAAGCUCUUCAGGAAGCUGCAGCAAGGUUUGAGGAGUUAAAGGCCCAAAAAGAGCUAAGACAGCUACAAGAAGACCGAAAGAAUGAUAAGAAGCCACCACCUUAUAAACAUAUCAAGGUGAACCGUCCCAUUGGCAGGGUACAGAUCUUCACUGCAGACUUGUCUGAGAUUCCCCGGUGCAACUGUAAAGCUACUGAUGAGAACCCCUGCGGGAUAGAUUCCGAAUGCAUCAACCGCAUGCUGCUCUACGAGUGCCACCCCACGGUGUGCCCUGCUGGGGGGCGCUGUCAGAACCAGUGCUUCUCCAAGCGCCAGUAUCCAGACGUGGAAAUUUUCCGCACAUUACAGAGGGGCUGGGGUCUGCGGACAAAAACAGAUAUUAAAAAGGGUGAAUUUGUGAAUGAGUAUGUGGGUGAGCUAAUAGAUGAAGAAGAAUGCAGAGCUCGAAUCCGGUAUGCCCAAGAACACGAUAUCACUAAUUUCUAUAUGCUCACCCUAGACAAAGACCGAAUCAUUGAUGCUGGUCCCAAAGGAAACUAUGCUCGAUUCAUGAAUCAUUGCUGCCAGCCCAACUGUGAAACACAGAAGUGGUCUGUAAAUGGAGACACCCGUGUUGGCCUUUUUGCCCUGAGUGACAUUAAAGCAGGCACUGAACUUACCUUCAACUACAACCUCGAAUGCCUUGGAAAUGGAAAGACCGUUUGCAAAUGUGGAGCCCCGAACUGCAGUGGCUUCUUGGGUGUUAGGCCAAAGAAUCAACCGAUUGCCACAGAAGAAAAGUCAAAGAAAUUCAAGAAGAAGCAACAGGGGAAGCGCAGGACGCAGGGUGAAAUCACUAAGGAGCGAGAGGAUGAGUGUUUCAGCUGCGGGGAUGCUGGCCAGCUUGUCUCCUGCAAAAAGCCUGGCUGCCCAAAAGUCUACCAUGCGGACUGUCUCAAUCUAACCAAGCGACCAGCAGGGAAAUGGGAGUGUCCUUGGCAUCAGUGUGACAUCUGUGGGAAGGAAGCAGCCUCGUUCUGUGAGAUGUGCCCCAGCUCCUUUUGCAAGCAACAUCGAGAAGGGAUGCUUUUCAUUUCCAAACUGGAUGGGCGUUUGUCUUGUACUGAGCACGACCCCUGUGGGCCCAACCCUCUGGAACCAGGGGAGAUCCGUGAGUAUGUGCCUCCCCCCGUACCGCUGCCUGCAGGCCCAAGCACUCACCCGGCAGAGCCAUCAUCAGGAGUGGCUGCUCAGGGGCCCAAGAUGUCAGAUAAGCCACCUGUUGACACUAACCAGACGCUGUCACUCUCCAAAAAAGCUCUGGCAGGAACUUGUCAGAGGCCACUGCUACCUGAAAGACCUCUUGAGAGAACUGACUCCAGGCCCCAGCCUUUAGGUAGGGUCAGAGACCUUGCUGGGUCGGGGACCAAAGCCCAAUCCUUGAUACCCAGCCAGAGGCCACUGGACAGGCCACCUGCCAUGGCAGGACCAAGACCCCAGCUAUCUGACAAACCCGCUCCAGUGACCGGCCCAAGCUCCUCACCCUCAGUCAUUUCCCAACCACUGGAAAGACCUCUGGGGACAGCUGACCCAAGGCCGGAUAAAUCCAUAGGUGCUGCCAGCUCAAGGCCCCAGUCACUGGAGAAAACCCCAGUCCCCACUGGCCUGAGACUUCCACCGCCAGACAGACUGCUAAUCCCCAGCAGUCCCAAACCCCAGACUUCAGACAGGCUCCCAGACAAAUCCCAUGCCUCUUUGUCCCAGAGACUCCCACCUCCUGAGAAAGUACUAUCAGCUGUGGUCCAGAGCUUGGUAGCAAAAGAAAAGGCACUGAGGCCUGUGGACCAGAAUACUCAGUCAAAAAAUAGAGCUGCUUUGGUGAUGGAUCUCAUAGAUCUAACUCCUCGCCAGAAGGAGCGAGCAUCUUCUCCUCAUGAGGUCAUAGCACAGGCUGAUGAGAAGAUGCCGGCAUUGGAGUCGAGCUCAUGGCCUGCCAGCAAAGGCCUGGGGCAUAUGCCGCGAGCUGCUGAGAAAGGCAUGUCAGAGUCUCGUCUUCAGCCAUCUGGGAAAACAUCGGCCCCUUCAGAGCACCCGUGGCAAGCUGUUAAAUCACUCACGCAGGCCAGACUGCUUUCUCAGCCUCCCGCCAAGGCCUUUCUGUAUGAGCCAGCAACCCAGGCCUCAGGAAGAGCUCCUGCAGGGGCCGAGCAGACCCCAGGGCCUCCUCUCCAGCCCUCGGGCCUCGGGAAGCAGGCGAAGCAGAUGGUCGGAGGCCACCAACUACCUGGACUUGCUGCCAAGAGUGGGCAAUCCUAUAGGUCUCUCGGGAAGGCCCCAGUCUCCCUCCCCACUGAAGAGAAGAAGUUGGCAGCCACAGAGCAGAGUCCCUGGGGCUUGGGAAAAGCCUCACCAGGGGCAGGGCUCUGGCCCAUAGUGGCUGGACAGACACUGGCACAGUCUUGCUGGUCCGCUGGGAGCACACAGACUUUGGCACAGACUUGCUGGUCUCUUGGAAGAGGGCAAGACCCAAAACCAGAGCAGAAUACACUUCCAGCUCUUAACCAGGCUCCUUCCAGUCACAAGUGCGCAGAGUCAGAACAGAAGUAAUACCAGUAAAUGUCACAUGAACAGACGUGCUGCCCCCAGGGUACCAUUUGGGGAGGGGAAAUCUUCUUUUCUUUCUUUUUCCCCCCUUAAAAAACAGAUCUACCCCACACUUUCCCACUGUUAUUCUUUCCUUAUAUCCCAACACUCAGAACUCUUGUGAUAUUAGCCAGUGGGGGUUUGUGGUUGUGUGAACCAUGUAUGAAAAUCCAAGUGGCCCCAGCCAAGGAGACAGACAGACUUGGGUCUCUUUUCCCUAACUUUUUACACAUGAUCAACGUGAAAUAAAAAGUCCACUCUGGAGUCAAGCAUGGAAUUCAAUUCCGCUGCUCAGGUUGGAAGGUAUGGGGGCUCUCAAAGCAAUUUCCCCAACCCGGCAGAGCCCCGCUGAGGGCACCUGUGGAACCCUUGGGAGUUAAUGAUCUUCAUUCAAAUCAGUGGCAAUUUCCUGAGCAUUCAUGUGUUCUAGGCCGGGUGCUAGUCACUGAUGAGAGAUACAGAGAUAAAUAAGGCCUAAUUCUUACGAGCCUAACAUGCCUGCCUGGGUUCCAAGGCUGUUUUUAAGAACCUUUGACCAGGAAAUAACAGGAAGUUCUGAGGGGCCCUGAGGCUCCAGACUCAUUUUGAAAUGUCCCUUGUGGCACCAGAAGUGGUUGUGUUGAGCAAGCGUCUCCUUGUUGGGGUGUCCCUGGGUGCUGUACGUGCACACAUGUUUAUACAGAGGCCUCCUCUGUGGACAGAAGGUGCUGCUUCAAAGCCACGUGGGGCUACUGGCUGGGGCAGUCACUGCUGCUGCGGUCUGGGCUCUGCAGAGUCUGAAGAUCUGACUUUGGAAGAGCAGGUGGUUAGCGGGAGCUGGGCUCUAUGGAAAUGUAGUUUUCCAGCAGUGGAAGAAGGCAAUUGGCAAGCUUAAUUUUCUUUUCCACCGGUUUUCCUCCUUUUACAUGAUCCUACCCUAUCCCCAUUCCCCCAAACACUCAGGUGCUUUCAGAUUUCAGAGUCUCGGGCAGUGGACAUAGGGAAUCUCCGGCAAGCUUGAGCUAGACACACCAGCUUCGGGAAGAGUCCCAGGUCCUGAUGGGAAAUUACUUUUCCCCGAUCCUUUGCCCUCCUGAGUAGAGGGUGUCCUCUUCCCCACCUCCCUGAGAAUUUUGGUGUGCUCUCUGUUGAGAACACCUGCCUGCUGACUUAGCUCAAAGGCGAGCCAGAACCCUUCUAAGACUGGCGAGACAUGUUGUUUAGAGCGAUGUCCAGGCUAAGAGAUGGCUCCUCAUAACUGCUGAUUAUCUGUUACUGCUGCCCUGAGCUGGGGCCCAAGGGCUGGGAAAUCUGUUGGUGCUACCCUGCCCUACCAUUCACCCAGCUCACUGACUGCCAACAGAAAGUGCUGUUUGGCUGAUUCCCUUCCCGUUUCCCACCCAUCCUUUGUCCUUAGACCAACGUUUACCUCUCUGCUUUGCCAACUUAGCAGCUUUAGCCAACAGGCCAUCCCUUGGCCCAAAGGUCUCCUGGCCAGUCUGUCUCAGUUACGUACAGCUUUUACAUCCUCAACAGGAUUCUGUAUCUGGUCCUGACGUCCUCAUCCCAAGUUCCUAUUGAGGUCACUCCCAUCACUUCCAAGGAGGGAACAAUAGUUGUUAUAGAAGCAUUUGCGCUUUAUAUAAAGAUUAAAAAUAGAAUCUGCUUUUAUUUCCCAAAGUCCGUCUCUGAAGUUGAGACACAUGAACUCAGGCAGAGGGGCGAGGCUGUCCCAAGUUUAGGGCCUAUCCCUGCAUUCACUGAGACCUCGGAAUCUCCUCUGUGAAUCCCACCUGCCUAGUUCUCCCCUUUCAUCCUCUCUCGCCACAUCGUCAAAGAGGAAAAACUCUUUGUUCAAAAGGAAGAGAAAACGUAAAGCAUCUUAUUUUCUUUUAAAAGAAUUUUAAACCAUGAAAAAACUAUUUUUAAAGAAAUUCACCCAGAACGUUAAAGUUCAUUAUAUUAAGUAUUUAUCAUGUGUGAGAAUAAUAAGUAUAUAACUGCAGCUAAUAGGUCCCUUUCCUUAAUCUCUUAGGUUGUAUAAGUAGGCCUUGCUUGGUGCCAGUCCUGUGCCCUUUUCUCUCCUGUCAUCUGUAGUUGUGAUCAGAAAAAGAUUUCUGCACUGCACUGUCAGAAUCUCCUUUCACUAUGUUGUGUGUUAAAUUACCGUAGUUCUUUGUUUCAUGAAAUAAACUGUGAAUUUUUGGGGUGGGUGGCGUGCAGGCUAUGUAAAAAUUUUAAGUGGAGAAGUUUGAUCCUGAAGUAGCUUCUCUGAAGUAGGCUUUGGUAGGUAAUUGACUUGACAGCGGUCUAGAUACGUCUCACAGGACAGGAUGGAGUGAGGGAAAGGGGGCUGUAAUUGGCUGCUUUGUGGUUUUGUUUUGGUUCUUUCCAUUCUCCACCAUUUACUGGAGGCUUCAUUCCAGACCUGCCUGGAAAAACAGCUUCUGAGCCAUAUUUGGUUUUGGGGGACAGUUCUUUAUCUGAAUGGAAGAACAGCCACACUUCUGUUCAGGGCCAUUGAAUGGAAACUAGACAUUUGAAUUAUUGGGCCCAGUGGUAGCAGAAUCUGGUACUAGACUAUUAAAAUCUUAAAAGCAGUCAUGAUCCAAUUAGAGGCAGAGUCAGAACAACCGUUGGGAAACGAAACUCUUGUAUGCAGGUGGGAAGUGACCUUGCCAGCCCCUGUGAGACUUCUCUUGAAGCCUCUAAUGAGACCCUUCAUCCAAGAGGGUGUGAAUUGCAGUUGAAAGGAAAUCUUUUAUCUUAGAAACUUCUGGUCCUUGUGUAGGAUGGUAUUUGUGUGUUCGGGGAAGUGUUUGAGGUCUUAAGAGUCUGCCUUGGAGCCAGCUCACCAGGAAGCAUUUUCCAUGGGCAAACGGAAAGGUUGAAAUGUCCCAUGGGUAGCUAUAAAACCAAUACCUCUCCUAGCCCUGUUAAGUCUGGAAAAAAAAUAUGGAAACUGUUGAAGUUUGUAUUCCGAGCCUCAUUUGCUUCUCUUGCUGGAGCCAACCCAGUCUAAUAGAAAAAUAACUGUCAUUGCUACAAAAGCAUCCAUGUCUGCUUUCCCCUAAAGUUACUGAGUUUGAGAUGACUUAAGUCACUGUAGUGUUCAUCCUUUUCUGAACUAAAUCCGUAUCUUUAGCAUUGAUGAAAAUAAUUUUAUUCUUCACAUCCUCCACCCAACACUAAGGUCAGGGCAUGAAGUUCCUAGCGAUCCUUUUUCCAGCUCAGCAUCAUCUGCUCACUGGAGCUGGACUCCCAGGUUGUAGUUAUAAUGUUGCCCUGGGAGAACAGAAUGGCAGGAAGGAAGUUUGGUCUUGGCAGCUUCACCCAUGAAGAGUAAGCAGGAGAGCAUGAAACUUGGAUGGGUUGUACCCUUAGCUCCUGUAAAGCAGGUUUUCUCCUAAGACUUUUUUAUAUUGUCAUCCUCUUGGGGUUUGUCAGCCAAGAGGUCAUAGGGGCCCAGGUAUCCUAAUCUCUCCAAGAUCAUGGCAGGAGAGGAGCUGCCUCAAGCCCCUUUUCCUGCUGAGUCACGCUUGAGCUGUCCAUGUGUUAGACAUUCCAGAUCAUUUAGAGCUAGGUAGCUGCUGCAUGAGACUUUCCUUGGCUGUAGCCAGGUAGCUCUCAGCUAAGCUUCCUAGGGCCAGUGCAGCAGGGCCAGAGGUUGCUGUAGUGUAAAUUAAAGUAAGAAUAGAUCAUUGUUUUGUACACAAAAAUGUAAUGAUGGUGCUAAUUUCAUGGUAUAAAUAAAGCACUGCCAAGGGUUAAGGGACUGGCAACUUAAGAAACCCGGGUUCCUGUUGGGGAGAAAGAUUUUUAUGAAGAAAGGUUUCUUUGAGGCUUUGUUAGAGAGAGAGUGGGGAGAAGACAGAGCCUCAGUGAAGCCUGCACCCAGCCCUGGAGUUAGCCCAGUGCAAUCUAGAGGUGGAAGAGAUCUUGUAUCCAGAUGAAGGUGGCUAUUGAGUUUCUUAGGGCUGGGGUCGGUCACCUUGUCUCUAGCCUCCGUCCACACUGCCUGGAACAGGUUGGUAGAGAGCUCUGGGCGCUGGGUCUCCCUCGGUGCCCUUUGGCCUGUCUCUACCUCUUCCACUCCCAUGGAAGCACCUCUAUUGCUUAUGAAGAUCAAGGGUAAUAUUUUCUAAGGAGGUGGAAAGAAUUUAUUUUAAUUAAAACUCUGCAUCCUUGGAAGAAGUAUUUCCUACCAACAUAAGCAAAGACAGCACAUGUUCAACUCUCGUGUGGUCCCUUCUCUAGAGCUGCUUUCCUGUGACUUUCAGAACAUCAGGCUAAUGAGGAGCUUUAGGUGUAAGGCCCUGGAAACUAAGGAAAGCUUGGUGGACAAGAGAAGAGCACAGGGAGCAGAAGCAGAAACGAAUGGUUCUGGUGCUUUAGACUUCCGGGGGCAGGGCGGGGCAGGGCAGGGCAGGGCAGGGCGGGGCAGGCCGUCCCCAGGUCUGAGGUGGGUGCUGCCUGUGUGCAUGUAGGUGAGGGUGCGCUGAAGCUGGGCGAGUGCAGCACACAGGAGCUCAUGGAAGAGCAACUUCCUAGGUCUUGGCAAAGAAACAAGCUGACAAUAGAGAUCUAUCUUUAUAUUUUUAAGAAAGGACUGUGGGGGAGGGGUGGUCAGCCAAGAUCCAUCAUUGUUUUUUUUUUUUGCCCCACCCCCAUAGAUUGUCAGCUGUAAGUGAAACUCCUAGUGAAAAAGAGGGGAGCCCUGUGCUAGGAGUCCCCAUAAACAUGUACUGUAAUUCUUUGUAUAUAGAAAAAAAUUACUGUAAAGUAAAGUUUAACUUUACUCAUA
Messenger RNA from Microcebus murinus (gray mouse lemur), 13139 nucleotides. RefSeq names its product nuclear receptor binding SET domain protein 1 (gene NSD1). Gene Ontology annotation, cellular component: nucleus. The record is from RefSeq and is a predicted model, not a curated record. Gene Ontology annotation, molecular function: protein binding; histone methyltransferase activity. Lineage: Eukaryota; Metazoa; Chordata; Mammalia; Primates; Cheirogaleidae.